Penicillium coprophilum is the source of this 3609-nucleotide messenger RNA. Its product is annotated as ATP-dependent 3'-5' DNA helicase. The record is from RefSeq and is a predicted model, not a curated record. Gene Ontology annotation, molecular function: nucleic acid binding; ATP binding. Bases 1 to 3609 code for a protein of 1202 amino acids. The transcript has 2 exons. NCBI's taxonomy places the organism in Eukaryota, Fungi, Ascomycota, Eurotiomycetes, Eurotiales, Aspergillaceae.
AUGGUGAUAUUGGUGCACGUGAUCUCGCGUCUGCCCGUCAAUUCGGGAUUUUAUCGACUUCAAUAUCAACAUAGAGCACUAUGGGGCUUCGACAUGACGGGCUCCUCGUCAAUACCACUGCAAGCUUCGUCCUUGAAACGGAAACGAAAUCAUGAAGGCGAUCGCGGCCUCGAGUCCAAUGUGCCUCCACCCCCGAACGCGUCACCCCAAGACCCUGCCGAUCAAACGCUCUCGACUACGGCCGACCCUUCUCCCAAUAAACCCGAUAAACGGGGACCUAAAACAAUAGCCACGAAACAACCGGGCAAAGGGAAAAAAGUCACCUCGAAGCCGCCGAAGCCCUCGAAGCGAACUCCAUCUGCGCCAUUGCCAGAUGCCUUUAAACGCCUAUCGCAAACCCAUCGCGCCUUGAACCUUGUUUAUACAUUUUGCUGCACACGAAAGCAUUUUGCUACCACAUUUGACAACAUAAAAAAAGCUGUACAAGCUCAACUCGGCCAGGGGCGAGAACUCACUGUUGAGGAUGUCGCACGCGUGAAAGUCAUAGUUCCCGGAGCGGUCCGAUUCGAAUACGUGGACGAAGCCAAGUUAGAAGUAAUGACUGCUGGAGAUGAAGAGAUAUCUCAGUAUGGGCUAUACAAGCAAUCUAGCAUGGCAUUUGGGGCAGACAUGGACACAGCUGAAAACGCCAGACGUAACGAUCCUCACUAUGCAGAUGACACAAAGCAAGUUCUGCUAUUCGAGUUUGUGGAUGGUGACCUGAAGCGGGAAGUACUACACCCGAAGACUGGGGAGCCUGUGAAACCAAUGCGUCGUAUGAAAGACGAGGAUCUGAAAAUGCCCGUCUACAGCCAAAAGCAGAUGCUGGGGUUGAUUGAAAAACGAAACGCCAAGUUCUCAGACGCGUUAAAUGCGUUUCUAGUUCAGUGUGAGGACAAAAAUGUUGACCCAGUGGAUUUCCUUGAACAAGAGAAGAAUGCUUUCCUUCCCAACCCUCCAAGCAGCGGGACAAACACUCCUCUUGCGGCGAAGCUGCCAGCAACAAUUCCCAAGGAACGAAAAUCCAUUGGGGAGAUCAUUGCAGAGAUUCGGGAGAUGGAUUGGUACCAUGCACAGAUUGUGCCGGAAGGCCAUCGAGUAUUCGAAGCUCAAUCUCCUGUAUACGGAGAUUUGACAUUCCAGCUCUCACAGGACCUUGUCAAUGCUCUGUAUAACACAAAGGGAAUUACGCAAAUGUAUACUCAUCAAACAGAGGCAAUCAAUCACCUGUACGAGGGCCAUAAUGUGAUUGUGUCGACAUCGACUAGCUCAGGGAAAUCUCUUAUCUACCAAGUCCCAAUGCUACACGAGCUAGAAAAGGACCCCGAAAGCCGAGGGAUGUAUAUCUUCCCCACAAAAGCCCUGGCACAAGAUCAGCGCCGCAGUAUGAUGGAACUACUUCAGUAUAUGAACGGGCUGCAACACACGAGGGUUGAAACUUUUGACGGGGACACGCCAAUGGGGAGCCGGAACUUGAUUCGUGACGAGGCGCGGAUCAUUUUCACCAAUCCCGACAUGCUUCAUAUUACAAUUCUGCCACAAGAGAGUUCCUGGCGCACUUUCUUGAAGAAUCUGAAGUUCGUUGUCGUCGACGAACUGCACGUCUACAACGGCCUGUUUGGGUCUCAUGUCGCUUUCAUCAUGCGACGCCUUCGCAGGAUCUGUGCUGCGGUAGGCAAUCGACAUGUCAAAUUCAUAUCUUGCUCGGCUACCGUUGCAAACCCCGAGGAUCACAUGAGGUCCGUCUUUGGGGUGCAAGAUGUGAAAUUGAUCGAUUUCGAUGGAUCUCCCUCCGGUCGUAAGGAGUUUGUUUGCUGGAAUACGCCAUUCAAAGACCCCAAAGAUCCUACCUCUGGGCGUGCUGACACGGUCACCGAGACUGCCAGGCUAUUUUGCCAGCUGAUUCUCAGGGGGGUAAGAGUUAUUGCCUUCUGUCGAAUCAGAAAGCUGUGUGAGAUUCUUUUACAAGGCGUGCGCGCCGAGUUCGAUAGACUCGAACGAACAGAGAUCGGCAAGCUAGUAAUGGGCUAUCGAGGCGGAUACAGCCCUCAAGAUCGACGCCAAAUUGAAAAGGAAAUGUUCGAGGGAAAACUAAUGGGAAUCGUCGCUACCAACGCUCUGGAACUGGGCGUUGAUAUUGGCUCCCUGGAUGCAGUGAUCACCAUGGGGUUCCCAUACUCGAUCUCCAAUCUACGCCAACAAAGCGGCCGCGCCGGACGACGUAACAAGGACUCCCUGUCCGUCCUAGUCGGAGACCGAUACCCAACCGACCAACACUACAUGCAGAAUCCAGAUGAAAUAUUCACACGGCCUAAUUGCGAGCUGCAGAUCGAUCUAUCCAACGAGCUCAUCCUCGAAGGCCACGUCCAAUGCGCUGCAUUUGAGAUGCCUAUCCGCCCUGAAGAAGACAGCAUCUACUUCGGGCAACAGCUUCUUGCCCUAGCCCCAACCCGUCUCAUCAAAGAUUCGCUAGGCUUCUACCAUUGCCACCCACGUUUCCGCCCGCAGCCCUCCCGCAGCGUCUCAAUCCGCGACACAGAAGAUCAACACUUCGCCGUCAUAGACACAACCAACAAUCGCAACAUGGUGCUCGAAGAAGUGGAAGCCUCGCGCGCCUUUUUCACAAUCUACGAAGGCGGCAUCUUCCUCCACCAAGGCACAACCUACCUCGUCAAAGAACUAAAUACCGAAUCCUUCCUAGCGCGCGUCGUCCGCGUCCACGUCGACUGGAGUACCAUGCAACGCGACUUCACCGACAUCGACCCUAUAGAAACCGAAGCAAUGCGUUUGGUCAGUAACGACCCCUCCGCCUCGAGCGCCUUCUUCGGCGCAAUCCAGAUCCACGCGGUGGUUUACGGCUUUUUCAAAAUUGACAAGCGGGGUCGCGUCCUCGACGCCGUCGCCGUUGAUAAUCCGCCAAUCGACCGCCUUACGAAGGGCAUGUGGCUCGAUGUCCCAACGCGCGCUAUAGACAUUCUGCAAUCGCGCCGGCUAAAUAUAGCCGCAGCUAUUCAUGCCGCUGAACACGCUGUCCUUUCCCUUCUGCCAUCCUUUGUUGUCUCCUCGCCCGGUGACGUCCGCACAGAAUGUAAAGUCGCGAAGAAAGAGCUCGGCCAGUCGCUGCGUCGCGCGAAUAUGCCCAGUGAGUUCGAGGAGAAGCUUCAACCACCGACGCGGCAGAGGCCUGCCCGGCUUACCUUCUACGAUGCGAAGGGUGGGUCAUGUGGGUCUGGGAUUGCUAACAAAGCGUUUGAGUUUGUUGGGUUGCUUCUCCGACGGGCGGUUGCGCGCAUCGAAGCUUGUUCUUGUCUUUCGCCGCAGGGUUGUGUGGAGUGUGUGUGUGAUGAGCGAUGUAAGGAGAUGAAUGUUGUUAUGAGUAAGGCCGGCGCUGGGGUUAUACUGCGGUGUUUGCUUGGGUGGGAGGUUGAUGUUGAUGCCUUGCCGUGGGGGGAGGAAAUGGCGGGUGACGAGCUUGGAGUCGGAGGUGCUGGGGAGUUGGCUGGUGGCUUGGAGACUGUUGUAAGGGCCAAGGAGGUGCCGUGGAAGCCUGGAUGUCGAGUUGGUUGUUGA